CUCGAUCUUCUCUCCGCGCAGUAGCACAGCCCAUCAGCUGUUCCUUUUGCCUGGCGAUAGUCCACUCCAGGUUCCCUCCCUUCCCCCCCCCAACGUCUGGCCCGGACCUGGGGAAAGCAAACAUCGUCACCCCCAGCUCCAUUUCAUCAUCUGGUUCUCCUCUCACGCCGCGAUGAGCAACUGCUCGACCAUGCUGUUAAAAGCCAAGCAUUCCGUCUUCGUCUCGCUCUUUUCCUUCUUCCUCCACCCAUAAAAUAUCCACCUUCAAUUACUCACUCUCUCUCUCUUUUCCUCCCUCUCUCUAUCCUUCUUCUACUUUUCUUCUUGUGUUGUUCAUGUACUUCACAAAAAAUCUGCAACCAUGCCGAUAAAGUCUCCCUUUGAGUCCUCCAUCGCAAAGCCUGGUCAUGGCAAGGUGGUUCUCUCUCUCCUCCCACCAGCAAAUCCCUCUCUCACGACCCUCACCUAUAAAUACCCUCUCAAACUCCUCACUCGUGUCCCCGGCUUCGUUCCGCAGAACGCCGCUCUUUCAAAAUGUCCCUCCAACCCCGUCCACCUCUACCUUCUCACCUACGGCGGAGGCCUGCUACCAGGCGACCACAUUUCGGUCUCCAUUACCCUCGAAGCUCACACCCGUAUGGUCGUGACAACACCACAAGGGAGCACCAAGAUUUUCAAAACUGAGCCCAUCAGCAUGAAGGGCCACCGCAGCACUCUCAAACACUCUCUCUCCGACAAGAGUCGGCAAACAUUAGACGUGCACGUUGGCGAGGGUGCUGCCCUCUGCUAUCUGCCAGACCCAGCUGUGCCAUACAAAGACAGUCGCUAUGAGCAAGUCCAGACCUUCACUGUCGACGGUCUAAAUAAGAGCAGUCUUUGCAUUCUCGACUGGGUGACAGAGGGCCGGACGUCCCGUGGUGAGAGCUGGGACUUCCAUCUCUGGCGAGGCAAGAACGAGGUAUGGACUACAACAACAGACGGGAAGGGAGCACCACCAAAGAAGAAGCUGCUGCUCCGGGACUCGCUCAUUCUCGAUGACGAGGUUGACGUGGCCCUUCUUGACAAUGGAGUGGACACAUGCCACCAUAGUGAUCUGUUACGGGAGCGUACCCGACCGCACGGGGUCGUGGGGACCUUGAUUCUUUACGGGCCAGUCUUUGAAAAGCUCGCGUCUUUCAUCAUGGACCGGUUCUCCUCGCUACCGAGGAUUGGCGCAAGGAAUUGGGCCUCCUCGGCGCCGGCCGCUAUGGAGUCCACGCCCAACUAUGAUUCCCAAGUGACAUUCACGGCAGCACGGGUGCGUGCCGGGUUUGUGCUGGUGAAGUUUGGCGCGAAGGAAUUUGCAACGGCCAAGGAUUGGCUGGGUGGGAUUCUGCGCGAGGAGGGUACGGUGUUCCGCGAGUUCGGUGAGGAAGCGUUAUUUUGUAUGUGACUCCCUAUUCACAUAGGGGUCUUAUUUUUCAUACAUACUACGUCCUUCUGCUCGUCCCUCGGGAGGGACUAGCCAGUUAUCUUUUCUGUUAUUUUUUACUAUCUUCAUAGAUAGAUGAUACCCGGAUCACGUAUCCCCCGAAACAGACAUGUUUCCAAAUCAAACAGUUACCUUUUUUUUCCAC
Aspergillus eucalypticola CBS 122712 is the source of this 1616-nucleotide messenger RNA. Its product is annotated as urease accessory protein UreD. Gene Ontology annotation, molecular function: nickel cation binding. The transcript has a single exon. The coding region runs from base 362 to 1432 and encodes 356 amino acids. The record is from RefSeq and is a predicted model, not a curated record. NCBI's taxonomy places the organism in Eukaryota, Fungi, Ascomycota, Eurotiomycetes, Eurotiales, Aspergillaceae.